AGUAUCGAUGAAUGAUUGCCAUCGACCUUCAAACUAAUUCAAUGACAUUGCUUCAAACAGCAAUACUGAAUUCUUACAAAGAAGAAAUGGCUUUUUUAAAUUAUUAAUAAAAAUAAAAAAAAAAAAAAAAACAAUCUUCUCGGUAACACGAUCAAAUUAAAUCAAGUGUAAUGUAAUUUUAAAAUUGACAAACUUUAAAAUUCAAAACGCGAUGUCUUCAUUGAUCGUAGCACACGAUCAACGGAUCAUGAUGUUAGAAUUCGCAGUUGAGAACUUGCACGUACCGUGGAAUUCCAUCUUUGACAAAGCAAUUUUGAAAAAGGUAACGGUAAUGUUUCGUUUUUUGGAUGAGGAUUGGACCGAGCUUUUACCAAAUCGCCGCGAUUAUUGUUCCUAUCGUGGUUCGAAUUAUGAGAACGAACGAUUUUAUGGUGGACGUUCGGUAGUUUUCGCCUUGCCUGAAUCGUCAUUAGAAAAACCUAUGAGUGCUAUCGAUAUUCAAAUUUACGUAUUUAAAGAGAUAUGUGAUUAUUUCGAGCUCGAUUCCUGCGAGAAUAUUGGAUUCAUAUUAUUGAGAGUCGAUCAUUUGAUUAAUGCCAUUAUCAAGGAGUUAAAAGAACGUAAAGAACUUGGUUUAUAUUUAUGCAAUUCUCAUGAAAACGAGCCUAUUUCAAGAUCAUUGGUAGGAACUUACACUUUGAUAAACGACGACUUAAAGAACACUGAUGCAACAAUAAAAAUAUAUAUACGUAUCACUUAUCUUGGUAAUUGCGUUAUCACUGAAUUCGAGAAUAGUAGAGGUAUAAAAACGGCAUUUCAUUGUCGUAAGGAUAACGUUGAAGGAUAUCCGUACCAAUUACGCGAAUUAACAUCAGAGAAUCUUAAGACUGGUUGUUGGGGUAGUCAAUCCUAUUUACCACCGGCAUUUUUAAAGAAGUUAAAGUGUUAUUGUGAAAAGGAUAAGAUAGAGAAAAAAGUAUUAGCCCAAAUGAUAGCAGAUGCUGAAGCUGCUCAUGCUGCUGAAGCUGCCCGUGCUGCUGAAGCUGCUCGUGCUGCUAAAGCUGCCCGUGCUGCUGAAAUAGCUCGUGCAUCGGAAGCUAUUCGUGCUUCUGAAGAAGCUCGUGCUGCUGAAGCUGCUAGAGCUGCUGAAGCUGCUAGUGCUGCUGAAGCUAACGCAUUGAAAGGUCUCGGGAAAGAAGAAUCUAAGAAGGACAAAUCUAAAAAUAAGAGGUUGACUACUGCUGAUGCUCAGAUCCUUGCUAACAUCGAUAAUCUUUAUGAAGAAAGGAUUCGUCUUUUAAAGGAAGCAAUGAAGAAACAAAAAGGUCGAGGAUUAGGUGCCGCUGGAAUAGCUUUUGAUAGAAAAGAUGGAAAAAAGAUUUGUUCUCCAUUAUUUACUAUACCUUGUACUCAAUUUUGUUCACCUACCUUUAGUUCUUUUUCUCCCUGUUUGAAUUUUAUACCUUUUGUCAGUCCAGAACAUUUAACAUUUACAACACACUGCUUGUGAAACAGAAUAUGUGCAAUAAAAUACAGAUAGAAACUUAUUGAACUGUAGUUAUUCAUUAAAUUAGAUAUUUCAAUGAAAUUAAAUUUUGAUCUUUGGAUCAUUGAUCACAUUUAAUAUCAACAAAAACAAAUGUUUGACAGAUUUUGAUAUAUAUCGAUCUAAUAAACAUCGAAACUUUCUUUUUCUAAAAGUGAAAACUAAAACGGAAUUCAUAGGUAAGGCCCAUGGGUGUGGACUUUUGUGAGGACUACCUAUCUCAGUAGAGCUGCGUUUCUAUUCUUUUCUUUCUCCGGCUCUUUUUUCUAUCUCAUAUUUCUCUUUCUUAUUUACUCAUAUUAAUUAUUAUUUGUAAGUCUCGGAUGGGAUCCAUGGAUAAGGCCCAUGAGUGUGGGCCUUGUUUCUCUUCUUCUUUUUCAGGAAUCAUCGAGGAAUCCAUCGAGGGAUAGAUUCAUCUGCGAUCAGAUGUGUUCGAUUGUAUUGUCGAAUAGCUCGAUUUAUCAUCGAUUUUUACGCGAGAAUACGAGAAGGAUAGGAGAAUAAUCGCGCGAGUCUUGGUGGGCCCAAAUAUGGAUCUCGUGGUUAAAAGUCCUACCGGGGAAUGCGCUGUUAUUGUUCGAAAUUCGGAAAGCACUAACAGUUGUGCUUAAUAAUCCAUUAUGUCUGAAGCUGACGAUGUCAGACAGUGGAGCUAUCCAUAAGCGGGGUCUCAUACAUCUCCUCUUAGUUGAGAAGCCUAAAGCAUUGCGGAUCAGUUAAUUUUAGAAACAUUGAUUUUAAAGUAGAGUCAACGUUAGCCCGUGGAUCUUCAUAUGCAACAAAUUCCACGUAGUGAGACCUGGGUCGAUAAUACUUGCGAUAUAUUGAAAUCUAAUUGUAAUUCACGCUAGUACUACCAGGUGAAUGGC
This is a messenger RNA of Vespa crabro (European hornet), 2415 nucleotides long. RefSeq lists its product as uncharacterized. Lineage: Eukaryota; Metazoa; Arthropoda; Insecta; Hymenoptera; Vespidae. The transcript has 3 exons. The record is from RefSeq and is a predicted model, not a curated record. The coding region runs from base 212 to 1510 and encodes 432 amino acids.